UGUAACAGAAGUCACAAAAAUUGCCAAGUCAGUGUGGGAAUACAAUCAUUUUCUCUCUAAAAGGAAAAUGUCAGGUUUUUAGUGUGCCUUAAGCGCAUGAAGUAAGUACCACAGGAGCUUCGCAAAGUAGUCUAACUAAGUAAAAAACGGGUAACUUUAUAAGUUAUCAAAACUUACCAAAUUAUUCUGUAAAAGAACACAUGGUCAAUAAGUUUCGCUGUAGCGAUAUAGAGUUUAAUAUGCUGGAAUUAUCUCAUUGGAAUUAAUGUUGCAUCGAUCGUUGGUAUCGCAACUAAUGUUAUAGAUAUAUUAUAAAUGUUUAAAAUGAUAAUUGUAUAAUUGAAAAUAUCAUUAUUUCCCAAACAAUCAAAAGUAUUAAAGUUGAUUAUUUUAAUCAGAAAGUGACAGGUCCCCAAAUGAGAUCACGUGAUUUUAAAAAUGGAGAUGGCCGGCCACGCCCCCAAUAUAGCUGCGAUUUUGCACGGGAAGGAUGAUCUUAGAUUGGAACCAUACACAACAGUGGCACCAGGUGACAAUGAGGUUCUUCUUGAGAUGGGAUCAGUUGGUAUCUGUGGUUCAGACCUUAAGUAUUGGAAAUAUGGCAAGUGUGGCAGAUUUACAGUCACAGAUCCUAUGGUCAUUGGACACGAGGGGAGUGGAGUUGUUGCGAAGAUUGGAACGGGAGUAACAACAUUGAAACCUGGAGACAGGGUAGCAAUCGAACCAGGUGUACCCUGCCGUGUAUGUAAACUGUGCAAAACAGGACGCUACAAUAUAUGUCCUGAUGUUAAAUUCUGUGCCACUCCUCCAGUACAUGGGAAUCUUUGCAAAUAUUACACUCAUCCAGCAGACUUUUGCUUCAAGUUGCCUGAGAAUGUUAGCUUGGAUGCAGGAGCCUUGGUGGAGCCAUUGGCCGUAGCAGUGUAUGGGUGUGAGCGUGGAGGGGUGAAGGUGGGGACCAAUGUAUUGAUCUGUGGAGCUGGGCCUGUGGGAUUACUGUGCAUAAUGGUAGCCAGAGCAAUGGGAGCUAGUACCAUAGCUAUUACAGAUAUUGAUGACCACCGUCUCCAGACUGCAAAAGAUCUUGGCGCUGAUCAUGUGAUCAAAGUAUUGACCAAUGACUGUGAAGCAAUGGCAGAUGAGAUUGUCAAGGCGAUGGGUGAAUGCCCGGAUGUAGCUCUUGAAUGCAGUGGUGCUGACAGUAGUGUAGUAACUGGCAUACAUGCCUGUCAACCUGGAGGAAGUGUUGUCCUGAUUGGCCGAGGCUCAAUGAUGCCCCAGCUCCCUCUAGUGGCAGCAGCCAGCAAGGAGGUUGAUAUCAAGGGAGUUUUCAGAUAUGCUAAUUGCUACCCAAAGGCUAUAGACCUGCUGAGGAAUGGUAGCAUUAACGUGGACAAGUUGAUCACCCACCACUUUAAUCUAAAAGAUAGCACCAUGGCUUUUAAGACUGCUAUGGAUAGAGAUGCCAAAGCAAUCAAAGUUAUGAUACACUGUGACAAGUAA
Molecule: messenger RNA, 1503 nt
Organism: Owenia fusiformis
Lineage: Eukaryota; Metazoa; Annelida; Polychaeta; Sabellida; Oweniidae
Source: the annotation of a GenBank genome assembly